Guyanagaster necrorhizus is the source of this 441-nucleotide messenger RNA. RefSeq lists its product as uncharacterized. Gene Ontology annotation, cellular component: nucleus. NCBI's taxonomy places the organism in Eukaryota, Fungi, Basidiomycota, Agaricomycetes, Agaricales, Physalacriaceae. The transcript has a single exon. The record is from RefSeq and is a predicted model, not a curated record. The annotation marks the transcript as partial.
AUGUGCACAAGUUGGAAUCCAUCCGAAGUCCUCAUCGGUCGUCGACUCGUUCGUUUUCACAACGUCCAAGACGGUUGCAAAAUCAUUCUUACCUGCGAAGCUAUCCGCCAGGAUGACUACAAUGGCACGGACACCGUCAUUUCCUGUAUUUAUGGCAUCCCAAACGGCCCGUACUAUGUCACCGGCGUAGAUAUCAUUUAUCUGCUCGAGAGGAUCACCAACGACGACUUUCCUGUCGAGGAGAAAAACCGCAUAAGGCGCAAUCUGGAGUGCUUGAAACCGACAACCGUCAGCAAACAUGGACAUAUUUUAGACACCUUCUUCCGGCGGAUCAUGGACUUCCCUGAUCCCAAGCCCCGGAAUAUUGAGAAAGACAUCAAAGUGUUUGAGUGGUCACUUCUUGGACAGGCGCUUGAGAAAGUCCUGUCUAAAUAUGUAAGC